This is a messenger RNA of Anarrhichthys ocellatus (wolf-eel), 1293 nucleotides long. It is a transcript of the gene cideb, whose product is annotated as cell death inducing DFFA like effector b. The coding region runs from base 124 to 756 and encodes 210 amino acids. The record is from RefSeq and is a predicted model, not a curated record. NCBI's taxonomy places the organism in Eukaryota, Metazoa, Chordata, Actinopteri, Perciformes, Anarhichadidae. Gene Ontology annotation, biological process: apoptotic process; regulation of apoptotic process. The transcript is spliced from 5 exons.
UCGGGGCAAAGUCCAUCUGCUGGGUCAAACACAAGUAGUGCUGACAUUAUCACGAUUUGUUACACCAAAACAACUCACCAAAAAAACAAGUCUGUGAGAAGAGACACAAGGAGACGGACGAGCAUGGAUACAACAUCUUCAUUUAUCAAAUCUGUGACCAAGCGAGUGUGGUCCCCACCACAGCGUCCCUUCAGAGUCUGCUGUCAUGACAGGGAGACCAGGAAGGGCAUCACGGCCGGGACCCUGGAGGAGCUGAAAGAGAGGGUGUGCCAGGCUUUGCUGCUGUCCCUGUCUGCGGUGUCUCUGUCUCUGGCCUGUGAGGAGGACGGUACAGAGGUGGACUCCGACAAAUUCUUCAUGACCCUGCCUGACAACACCAUGCUCAUGGCCCUGGAGCCUGGACAGACGUGGAGACCACAGCCGGGUGCAGUCGUGUCCAAAUCUCAGGAGCACAAGCCUCGGACCGGGAGAGACAUAGCUCGCGUCACCUUUGACCUGUACAGGAUCAGCCCGAAGGAUGUCUUUGGCUCCCUGAAUGUGAAGGCGACAUUUCAAGGCCUGUACUCUGUGAGCGCCAACUUUGAAUGUCUGGGGCCCAAGAAGAUCCUCAGAGAAGCCCUGCGUGUAGCCUCCACCCUCCUGCACGCCGCCGGACACCUGCUCAUCACUUCCGCCUCCAUUAUCCGCCGCAUCAUCGAAGGCGCUGAGCUGUGGCAGCCACAACAGAAGACGGAGUACACGGCCAGCUGGAACUAGACAGAGCCAAGAGAGACCGAUCCAGUUGAAACAUCUGGUCCCAUUGUUUAAUCAGGAUUUGUAGGAAGGUCUGAAUCUCAUUGGGUAUCUAUUGUUUUGUGUGGAUGUAGAAUCUGUAUCAGCAAUCAGUGAUAGUCUUAUACGAGGUGAUCAUAUGAACUUCAGGUUAUAAACAGAAUGUAACAAGAGAAAAAUAAAUGUCAGUAAUAACAGAAGAGGCUUAGGAUGUAGCUGGAUAACAUGAGAAUGAGUGUCAUUGGUAUUCUAUUUUUGUGCAAUAUAUACAUAAUGUUGUAGAAUUGUACUUUAUUUUUUGUUAAUUUGGUGCAUAUUAUGUGAACUGCUCAUUACAUGACAUUACAGGUGAUAACAAAGCCCUGUUUGAUCUGAAACAUCAGUCUUUUUUGAAAAAAAGGAAAUAUUACAGUUGCAGUUCAUUUAGUCAGUUUAUUAAUGUUUCGAUGUAACUAAUCACAAGAGGAGUUGUGUUUCGAACAAUCAAAGUCUUUUGCUGAGAAUAAAAACAUUUGCACAGCA